GAAAUAUCACCUUGACCGGCCUCCUUUUCAGUCCACGCACGUACCGUUUAGUUUCGACGUUGAACAAGUUGCCACGCGACAAAAAAGCAGCCCGUUCCACGGAGAAGAAGCAACUCUUACACCUCACCUAAUCGUCCCCAGAAAAAUCGAUCAACGCGGAAGUUGAUUCACAUUCACGUGACCCACAUCAUCAUCAUCAUCAUCAUAAACAGACAGAAAACGGCAGCAUCUUUCAAAAAGAACAUGAGACGUGCGCUACAUUUCGUUUUUAAAGUCGGCGACCGAGCCAAAACGGCUACAUUUUACCGAGAUGUUUUGGGCAUGAAGGUUUUGCGCCACGAGGAGUUCGUCGAAGGCUGCAAAGCAACAUGCAACGGGCCCUAUGAUGGCAAGUGGAGCAAGACUAUGGUCGGUUUUGGUCCUGAGGACGACCAUUUUGUUGCUGAGCUCACUUACAACUACGGUGUCGCCGAAUACCAACUUGGAAAUGAUUUUUUGGGGAUCACCCUUCAGUCAAGCCAAGCUGUCAGCAACGCUAAACGUCUGGGUUGGCCCCUCAGUCAGGUGGGAGAGGCCCUGUACCUAACGCAGGCUCCAGGUGGCUUCCGCUUCUACCUUGUGGAUAAAGAGCAGCCCCCCACCGAUCCCGUGCAGAAGGUUUCCCUCGGCGUAUCGGAUCUACCAAAGUCCAUUCACUACUGGUCGAAAUUGUUGGGAAUGACGCUGAUGGAAAGGAACGACGAUCAAAAAACAGCCCUGCUGGGAUUUGGAGACACACAGUGUAAACUGGAGCUGCACGACAUCAGCGGGACUGUAAAUCAUGGAACGGCAUUUGGGAGGAUUGCCUUCUCAUGCCCUCGCGAUCAACUUCCCGACCUCGAGGCCUUGAUGAAAAAGGAGAAUCAGAACAUUCUUACGCCGUUGGUGAGCUUGGACACACCUGGAAAAGCCACUGUGGAAGUUGUGAUUCUGGCUGACCCGGAUGGUCACGAGAUUUGCUUUGUGGGCGACGAAGCGUUUCGACAGCUUUCUCUGGUGGACCCGAGAGGAAAUGAGUUGCUCGAUAAGGGAAUGGCUGACGACAAAAGCAACGAGUGGUUUGCCAAGCACAAUCGACAGAAAGCCGCUGCCUAACGUGAGCAAAGCAGUCUGGGGAAACGGUCAACUUUCACAGAGCUCGAGUAAAAAAAAAAAAAAACUUUCAGUUACGUCGCACUGGACAACGACGCUGCAUUUUGUUCAUUAAUCGUCAUUUCAUUUAAUUCCAUACAAUUAGACGGGCAAAAGUAGACGCUGUGGGUCUGGAAUGCCACAUCUGUUGUACACAGUUUGGAAAGCACUCUUCUAAUUGUCUAAACAUAACAAUAAAUCAGAACAUUUCAUUUUUUGAAGCACAAGAAAUGUUCUUGCAUUGUUUAUGAUUAUUUUUGCAUUUUAAUUAUUUUUGUAUUACUUGUUUUACAACCACUUUUGAAAGACUAAAUCAUUGGUUCUCGACUGUUGUUACCCAGGAACCUGCAUUUUU
Syngnathoides biaculeatus (alligator pipefish) is the source of this 1525-nucleotide messenger RNA. RefSeq names its product glyoxalase domain containing 4 (gene glod4). The record is from RefSeq and is a predicted model, not a curated record. The transcript is spliced from 10 exons. Lineage: Eukaryota; Metazoa; Chordata; Actinopteri; Syngnathiformes; Syngnathidae. The coding region runs from base 244 to 1134 and encodes 296 amino acids.